AUGUCUGCUUUCCCCUACUUAGUUUUCUUCACUGGCCGCGAUGAUCCCCGUGAUUGCAUGGUCAUCGGAGAAGACGAGAAGCACGUCUUCUUCGAAUUUGAGACCACGGACAUGUGCACCACGAUUUUUAGCGACAGACAACCCGCUGUUGCCCUCCAUUGGGCAGGCGGCCAUUCCGGACUCGGGUCUGCGCAAUUCCUGACACUCGGACAGUCCAGAGAGAUCCCCAUAGAACGUCUCAUCAUGCCGGGAUCCAGUCCCAAUGCCCGCCAGUUCGUCUCCGCUACCGACGACCGGAUGUAUGAAUGGCGUCGGUCAUAUGAAGACCCUACAUCAUACGAACUGUGGGCAGGCCCAAAUCUGAAUGUACAAAUUGCCACAUUCCAUAAGUUCGACCAUUCGACUCCCGUCGGUAUGUCACACGGGACCCUUCAAUAUUGCUUCACGAAUGGGCUGCUCUUGAUUGAAGCACUCGUGACGCUGAAUCUUAACCGUUGGCUUGACUUGAAUAUGACCGGGUAA
Molecule: messenger RNA, 522 nt
Organism: Pisolithus orientalis
Lineage: Eukaryota; Fungi; Basidiomycota; Agaricomycetes; Boletales; Pisolithaceae
Exons: 4
Coding region: 1-522 (173 amino acids)
Source: RefSeq, a predicted model, not a curated record